AUGCCCAUCGGUGCGUCCCUAGAAGUGAUCGACUGUAUGGGCGGUACUAUCAGUCCUGGGAUGGUCGACAUUCAAAUCAACGGAGGAUUCGGUGUUGAUCUCAGCGAGUUCACCUCGCCCAUCGAAUAUUUGACAGGUUUGGAUAAGUUGAGUGAAGAGCUUCUUCGAAUGGGAGUGACCAGCUAUGUUCCCACCGUUAUCUCUCAGAAACCAGAGGUAUAUAAGAAAAUCUUACCUCUGCUCAUGGAACGAGCUGGAAAGUCUCCCAAGUUGGGUGUGUUGUCUGCUACGCCUCUGGGGUUCCACGUCGAAGGACCUUUCCUCGCUCCCCUCAAAAAAGGAUGUCAUCCAUCAGAAAACAUCGCAGUGGUGAAUGAAGGACUAACGGACUUCGAAAACAUGUACGGCUCGGAGGCCGUUGCUCCUAAUCGGGAGAUGGUGAGGAUCGUGACCGUCGCUCCUGAUGUCCAAGGGGUUUUGCCUUGUAUACCAGAACUAAGCGAAAGGGGAAUAACAGUGGCUUUAGGUCAUACUAAUGCUACCACGGAGCAAGCUUUACAAGGAAUCAUAAACGGUGCAACUCUUUUGACUCAUAUCUUCAACGCUAUGCCUCCUCUACAUCACCGAGACCCAUCUAUCAUAGGUCUUCUCGGUCUCCCUCUACAUCAACCUACUCAAGACUUGAAACUUCUUUCUGAUGCUCAGAAAGUCCACUCCGCACCUGUCACUCCUAUCCUCACACGUUUCAAGAGACUCUUCACAAUGACAGAACCUCUUGUAGAAGAAGACGAAUCUCUUCCUGAUGAAGAUCCCGUAUCCGUACCACGAGACACACCAUUUCUGGGUGAUAAGCACGUCAAGAAAGCUUGUAUGACUUGUUCGUAUGACCCUUGCGAUCAAAUUGACGGAUGUGCUUGUGAAGCACCCUCCACUCAACAGUGUGAUCCUGAGUCGGAAGGUCAGAUGGCCUCAAGACCUAGCUUUAGCAUCAUAGCCGACGGUGUGCACGUCCAUCCUCAAGCUGUUGCUCUGGCAUACCGUGCUUAUCCAGAGGGGUGCAUAUUGAUCUCUGACGCAAUGCACUUUAUGGACCCUGACCUCCCUGAUGGGGUUUAUCCGUGGAGAGAAUCAGCUAUAGAAAAACGUGGAAUGACCCUAACUCUAGACGGGACUGACACUUUGGCAGGCAGUAUCCUCCCUAUGCCAGAAGCAGUAAUAAACCUUUCGAAAUUCGCCGAUAUCCCACUUGAACGAGCUAUAGCAUGCGCCACUUAUACCCCUGCCAAAUUACUCGGCGGUCUCUUCAAAGAAUCCCAUGGGUUGGUACCUGGCUGUAAAGCCGAUGUAUUAUUAUGGGACAAAGAAGGUUUGAAAGGUGUAUGGAAGAGAGGAAGGGAAGUGUGGAGGAGGUCAGAGUAG
Tremella mesenterica DSM 1558 is the source of this 1419-nucleotide messenger RNA. RefSeq lists its product as uncharacterized. The record is from RefSeq and is a predicted model, not a curated record. Gene Ontology annotation, molecular function: N-acetylglucosamine-6-phosphate deacetylase activity. Gene Ontology annotation, biological process: N-acetylglucosamine catabolic process. NCBI's taxonomy places the organism in Eukaryota, Fungi, Basidiomycota, Tremellomycetes, Tremellales, Tremellaceae. The transcript is spliced from 8 exons. Bases 1 to 1419 code for a protein of 472 amino acids.